Messenger RNA from Parnassius apollo (apollo), 630 nucleotides. Lineage: Eukaryota; Metazoa; Arthropoda; Insecta; Lepidoptera; Papilionidae. The record is from the annotation of a GenBank genome assembly.
AUGCUUCAACACUUUGGCGAAUGUUUAUCGGGAACGUUUUCGGGUGCGCGGUCUCGUGUAACGGAGCGUCAUUACGUGACCGACCCGGGCGGGAUCUCACGCGAUACUGACGGUCGCUCGGGCCGCUGCCUCUAUUCUGCUAUCUUGACUACCGAUUCAGUCAGUGUCUUCGAAAAAGCUCGCACCACGAGCUGUGCACUACAUGAUGCACAUGCAGCUCUUGAAGAUGAUGAAGAUUUGGAGCCGUCUUGUAUUUUCAUUGAGCCUCCAGAUCCAGUCAUGCAUACCGAUGAAGACUCGGCAGAUGAAGAUCAAUCAGGCUUGAUUAACAAUCUCUUUGGUCGUCAACUUAGUGCACAAUGUAAAGUAGUAUUAAAGUCAAAGAAAAAAACAUCUAAAAACUCAAAAGGCACUAAAUGUGGUAGCAAAGUACCGAAUGAGCCUCUAGACGUCUCAUCAGCCAGUUGUGGGAGUGUUCCUGUUCGAGGUUGUGGUCGAGCGAGAGGUCGAGGGCGAGGUGGUCGCAGUGGAUCUCGCGGUAUUCAAAACAAUGCUGUGUCAGAAGAACUAUCCCAGACUACUUCGUCUGAUGAUUCGAAGGAUGAUGAUGAGUCUUUGCCAAAAAAUUAA